Molecule: messenger RNA, 3099 nt
Organism: Mytilinidion resinicola
Lineage: Eukaryota; Fungi; Ascomycota; Dothideomycetes; Mytilinidiales; Mytilinidiaceae
Exons: 3
Coding region: 1-3099 (1032 amino acids)
Biological process (GO): mitochondrial DNA replication
Cellular component (GO): gamma DNA polymerase complex; mitochondrion
Molecular function (GO): DNA binding; 3'-5' exonuclease activity; DNA-directed DNA polymerase activity
Source: RefSeq, a predicted model, not a curated record
AUGGCAUGGCACCCUACGUCUCGGCCAGCGGCGUGGACGUGCCCAGUGCAGAUCCCCACCGAAGCACGCUUCAACGAGAUAGGCGUCCAGCAACUGAGCAGCCAUGUCCAGGCCCAGAUAUUCCCGGGCGCCUCGACCUCACCUCCCCCCGAGCUCGUUGCUCUAUCAAAGGACCACCUGAGCCGCCAUGACUUGCUUGGGAAGAACCAAGACUCGACGCCCCCCGUGGGCUUGGAUCUUCCUGAACUGCAAGGCUCUUCCCUCGAUGAACACUUCUACAAGCUUGGGAUGGAUGCUGCGGAGCCCUUCUUAGGCCUUGCAAAAAAGUAUGCUUGGGCAAACUCGCCCCCCAAGCCGCGAAAAUGGAUCAAGAGAAGUGGAUGGACAAAGUACUGCAGCGACGGCACCACAGAAGCAGUAGACACACCGAACGAGAGCAUGCUCACUUUUGACACUGAAGUCAUGUACAAGGAGACCUCAUUUGCGUGUAUGGCUUGCGCCGCAAGUCCCACCGCCUGGUAUGCCUGGAUAUCGCCCUGGCUUCUUGGAGAGACGGAAGAUGAUCGCCAUCUGAUUCCUUUGGGUGACCCUACACAGCCACGGAUCAUUGUCGGACACAACAUUGGAUACGAUAGGGCGAGGAUAGCGGAGGAGUAUGACAUCAAGCAGUCAAAAAACUCGUUUGUGGAUACGAUGUCUCUACAUGUAGCUUCCAACGGGAUGUGUUCGAGGCAAAGACCUUCAUGGAUGAAGCACAGGAAGUCACGAGAGCUGAGAGACAAGCUCGCAACUUCAGACGAAAGUGCAGACUUAUCUGCUCUACUGGAAUCUGGCGCGCUUUCAGAAGAAGAGGAGGAGCUAUGGAUAGGCAGGAGCGCCAUUAAUUCACUUCGGGACGUAGCGAAAUUUCAUUGCAAUAUCACCAUCGACAAGGCUCGAAGAGAGUACUUUGGAGAAUUAGAUCGAUCUGGAAUUAGGUCAAAACUCGACGAGCUGCUAGAUUACUGCGCUGCGGAUGUCGAGAUAACACACCGGGUCUACCAAAAAGUAUUCCCCCUCUUCUUAGAGACGUGCCCGCAUCCAGUCAGCUUUGCGGCGCUACGAUUCUUGUCUGCCGAAAUUCUUCCUGUCAACGAGACUUGGGAUGCGUAUCUUGCAAACGCAGAAGCCACUUAUCAAAAACUUUCAACCGCAGUUCUGGAGCGGCUGGUGAAUCUUGCUGAAAAAGCAUUGGAAGUUAAAGGUAAUCCAGAAAGCUACGAAAACGACCCAUGGCUGAGCCAGCUGGAUUGGUCGGGCCAAGAAAUCAAGAUGGUGAAGGGAAAAAAGAAGAACGAUCCACCAAGGCCGGCCGCUCGACAGAAGAAACCGGGAAUGCCAAAAUGGUACAAGGAUCUCUUUGCGAAAAAUGACGCCCCGAUCAGUAUCACCGUCCGAACACGUAUAGCACCUGUGUUGUUACGUUUAGCAUGGGACGGCCACCCAUUAGUCUGGUCAGAUAAGCACGCAUGGACGUACCAGGUUCCAAAGGACGAAGUGUUCAUGUACACCAGUGCAGGAAUAAAAGAGCUGGAUAUGUCAGAAGAGGAAGACUUGAAGUUACGGGAUGACCGGAAACACGCUUACUUUAAGAUACCCCAUAAAGACGGGCCUAUUGCUAGAUGUGGGAACCCACUGGCUAAAGGAUACCUACAAUACUUUGAGAAAGGCAAACUUACUUCCCAAUACUCGCUAGCGAAAGAGGCUUUGGAGAUGAACGCCUCAUGCUCAUAUUGGAUCAGUGCACGAGAUCGAAUCGUGUCGCAGAUGGUCAUCUAUAAAGACGAACCUGUUGGCGUGGUCUCCGCUAGUGGAGAGCCGAGCAGCAGAAAAACAGGAUUUAUUCUUCCGCAAGUCAUACCCAUGGGAACUGUUACACGGCGAGCUGUAGAAAACACAUGGCUUACAGCUAGUAACGCUAAGGGUAACCGCGUUGGGUCCGAACUCAAAGCCAUGAUUCAGGCUCCGGAAGGCUAUUGUUUUGUUGGUGCAGACGUUGACUCCGAGGAGUUAUGGAUUGCUAGUCUCGUCGGCGAUGCGCAAUUCAAACUGCACGGCGGUAAUGCCGUUGGAUUCAUGACUCUCGAAGGCACAAAAGCUGCAGGCACAGAUCUUCAUUCUCGGACUGCUGGAAUCUUAGGAAUAUCCAGGAACGACGCGAAGGUAUUCAAUUACGGCCGGAUCUACGGCGCAGGACUUAAGUUCGCCUCAACCCUUCUUCGGCAGUUCAAUCCAAGUCUCAGUGAGAGCCAGACCUCUCAGACUGCACAGAACCUGUACACCGAAACGAAGGGCAAAAAGACGACCAGACGGACGCUGCAUGAACGGCCGUUCUGGCGUGGAGGCACAGAGUCAUUCGUGUUCAACAAGCUCGAAGACUUUGCAGAGCAGGAGCGGCCUCGGACACCAGUUCUAGGAGCUGGCAUAACUGAAGCUCUCAUGCGCCGGUAUCUCACUAAGGGAGGUUUCAUGACAUCGAGGAUCAAUUGGGCUAUUCAAUCCUCCGGUGUUGACUACCUCCAUCUCUUGGUCGUUGGCAUGGACUAUCUCACCAGAAGGUACAACCUGAACUGUCGUCUGGCCAUCACAGUGCACGAUGAAAUACGAUAUCUCGUCAAAGAGGAGGAUAAAUAUCGGGUGGCAAUGGCAUUGCAGGUUGCUAACGUGUGGACGCGAGCUAUUUUCUCGCAACAAAUGGGUAUUAACGAGCUACCGCAAUCGUGUGCCUUCUUUUCAGCUGUCGACAUCGAUCAUGUAUUGCGGAAAGAGGUGGAUAUGGAUUGUGUCACGCCCAGUCAUCCGGACAAGAUUCCUCAUGGAGAGAGUCUUGACAUCGCGACGCUUCUGAAUAAGGGCACUUUGGCCAGACUAGAUCCAGCUAUUGUACCGGAAGCACCACCGCAGCUGGAGAAAUAUGCGGAAAUGUUUUCUCCAAGAGAUCCUGUUAUGGCGGCCGUCAACACUAGCGCUACUAGUCUAGCAUACUUGAAAGCACAGAUUACGGCCGACGACAAGGAGCUUCGAGAUAUCGUCAAGGAGACCCGUCCACCGCGGGAAUAG